Fusarium fujikuroi IMI 58289 is the source of this 2028-nucleotide messenger RNA. RefSeq lists its product as uncharacterized. Gene Ontology annotation, cellular component: nucleus. The record is from RefSeq and is a predicted model, not a curated record. The transcript has 6 exons. Gene Ontology annotation, biological process: regulation of DNA-templated transcription. Gene Ontology annotation, molecular function: zinc ion binding; DNA-binding transcription factor activity, RNA polymerase II-specific. NCBI's taxonomy places the organism in Eukaryota, Fungi, Ascomycota, Sordariomycetes, Hypocreales, Nectriaceae. The coding region runs from base 1 to 2028 and encodes 675 amino acids.
AUGACAGGUAAUCCCGAAUCAUCCGUUCGGCGCGCGUGCGAGAGCUGCCGGCGGAAGAAGACGAGAUGUACUGGGGAACGACCUGUGUGCUCUUUUUGUGAGAGGCUGAAUCAGCCCUGUGAAUAUCUACCGAGGAAUCGAGAGACUGUGAAGCGAAGGAGGAGGACUUCCAGAGCACAACCGGGAUCGAGGGAUCGUGUUUCGAGUGUUGAGAAUCGGGGUGAUGAGAUAUACGAGCUUAUCCACCAUCCUCAAGCUGCCUCGUCAAGCAAUGGCUCAGCCUUGACUCCGGACUCCCUCCCGAGGCAUACAAACAGGUCUGGAUCUUUCGUCGAAAGCGCUUCAAGACGAUUGAACAGAGUGAGCAUCAAUGAUGAAGUCUCAGUAUCCUGGCUCCCUACAGCAACAGAGGCAAGACCAUCGCCAGAUUCACUCGACCAUGCCGUAGAGGAAUAUCGAAGACGGUUAUACUUCCAGCCACUACCUCUCUUCAAUCCAGAAGGGCUGAGAGAUCGGAUCGAGAGGUUCCCCAUGUUUCUCCAAUGGAUCUUCUUAGCACUUGCGCUUUCAAAUCUCCCUUAUGAUUCGAGUAGUGCGAAGGAAGCUGACUUGAUUCACUCUCAUGCGAGGUCUGCGCGAGAUAUGGUGCUCGAACUCGCCAUGCGAGGAACAGCCCAGUUGGAAAUCUCACAAGCUCUAUGUCUCCUUGCUCUGGGUGACAUCCUCGGUACCCACCCCGCCCUCUCCGAUCACUACAGCACUAACCCAGCUACAGAGGGAAGACCAGCAUUGGCUUUAAUGACAAUAGGAGCAGCCAGUAGACUCGAACUCGUCCGCGGAGCAGGUUACUCUGAGUCCCCUCACAAUCCCCAAGGCGACGCCAGCCUCAGAUGUUACUGGAGUGUCUUCAUCCUCGAAAAAGGCUUCGCUCCUCGUUUCACUCUCCUCUCUCAAACCCACACCAAACCAGACUAUCCUCGCAGCGCAAGAGAGCCCUCACCACCGGCAUAUCUAGGCGAUGAAGAAUACGCGCCAGAUCUAGAAAAUAUUCGCGACGAUUUGAGAACAGACCCCGGGAUAACAUCACAUGCUGUACGCGCUGUAUCGUUCUGCGGCGACGUUAUCUCGUAUCUUCACGCGCUGCAUAUCGGAAAGGCUGAUAACCCUGCUGAUACAAAUUCCAAUUUUUACCAAUUGACGAAUACACUAUAUGAUCUCGAGUCUAGACUCGGUCAUGUACAUUUCGUUCGCAACGUGGGCUUUUCGGAACGAACACCAGAGGAGUUCGAAAGACAUCGAGAGUACUGGGCCCCAUGGCUCCUCUUUCAAAUCACAGCGCACGCAACACAAGGAUUAUUGAACCACCCAUUCAUACACCUCGUCACCCUCCGAAGAGCAAACCGACCUUCUCAACCAAGACUGUUCCUCCAACAAACUGUCGAUCAAGCUAUGUUUCACUCAGCUUGGGUAGCGCGCUUAGUCCAAACAUGCAUAGAUCGUGGAUUAAUGGUGUAUGACCCAUUAAUAGGCGAUUUAGUCGCUGCGACGGCGACAAUACCGUGGCUUUUCCAGUAUGCGAGGGACGCGAAAGUCUCAGAAACUUCAAAGGAGAAUUAUAGAAAAUGCAUCGAGUUUCUAGAAUCGAUGCCUGAUCCUUCGCCAAGAAGCAUACACAAGCGAGAACUCUUACAUCAGUUGCAAACAAUGUCGAGUCAAGCACAGGAUAACAACAUGAUUAGUUUUCAGCCCUCCAAGAUCUGGCAGCUCAUCGACUCAGACAUCAUGGACGCUGUGGCACCGCAGCCUACGACUGAUGGUACGCAUGGCGGCCAAUCUGAUGCUUCAAAGACAACUGUUAGUGUGCAAACGACUUUUGUUCACCCUGUUGGUGAAAGGCGAACGGAUCAACGACAGACUUCGCUGGGCGAUUCGAUGACUGCUGAUAUUUACGAAGGCUUGGAGCAGUAUUCUCUCGAUAGUAUAUUCUCGCAGCCAAUGUUUAUCGACCAUGCAUGGCUGCAUGUAUAA